Molecule: messenger RNA, 2411 nt
Organism: Capra hircus (goat)
Lineage: Eukaryota; Metazoa; Chordata; Mammalia; Artiodactyla; Bovidae
Gene: CFAP206
Product: cilia and flagella associated protein 206
Exons: 13
Coding region: 314-2182 (622 amino acids)
Biological process (GO): sperm axoneme assembly; regulation of cilium beat frequency; regulation of flagellated sperm motility
Cellular component (GO): ciliary basal body; axoneme
Source: RefSeq, a predicted model, not a curated record
CUUUCGGGCCCUAGAGUUUGGUCUCCAUGGUUACGCCGAGAGUUCCGGGCUGCCGUGAAAGCCCCAGGGAAGAAUUGGGUAGACCCGGCUCAGGCUCUUCACUACCGCCAAGGUCAGCCCAGCCCGGGCUCCGCGCCCUUGAUCCCGGAGUGUACCUCGCGAGGAGGCGAGCAUGGGUCAGCGGACGGAGCCUGGGCUGCGGGAGCAUGUCGUCUAAACUGGUUCAGGCGAAACUGACAGUAAGGACUCUUCAGGCCCCGCCGCUGAGCGUAAAGAGCUGUCGCUUCCGGUCGGAGGCUCACAGGUCCCCAGAAUGCCUCCCACUCAAGCUGAAAGUGUUAUAAAGAAUAUCAUUAGAGAAAUAGGACAAGAAUGUGCAGCCCAUGGAGAGAUUGUUCCUGAAACUCUGGUUGCUUUUAUGGUGAAAGCUGUUGUUCUGGACCCGAGUAAUGGCUUUAACACGGAUAGAACGCUCACAAAAAGUGAUGUGCAGAAACUGGUGAAGCUUUGUGUGAAUCGGCUAUUGGACAGUAAAAAUCCUUCCCUGGACACCAUUAAGAUGCAAGUCUAUUUUGAUAUGAAUUAUACAAGUCGAGAGGAAUUUCUUGAAGAACAUCACCGGGUCAUAGAGUCUAGAUUAAGUUCUGUUAGCAGAGAGAUUACAGACAGUCGAGCAUGUGUCCGAGAGGAGCUGGAAAGCCUCUACCGCAAGAUCGUCAGCUACGUGUUACUGCGUUCUGGGCUGGGGUCCCCAACAGACAUCAAGAUUGUCAGAGAGGCAACAGCUGCCCUACAGAGUGUAUUUCCUCAAACUGAACUUGGGACAUUUCUAACCCUUUCUAAGAAGGACAAAGAACGCCAGCUGAAAGAACUCACCAUGAUUGUGACUGGAAUUCGUUUAUUUAACCGAGACUGUGGAAAGGGAGGAGAAGGCAUUGAUGACUUGCCAGCUAUUCUACAGGAAGCAAUCCCAGGCACCACUAAGCAUGUUGAUUCCCAGCUUGAGGCGGUUCAGGACCAGGCAUACCGCUACACAGCCAUCCUGGAGAAGGCAGCAAAGAAUCCCCUCAUGAGUCAAGAACUUCAGCCCUAUAUGUUAAGAGAAGCCCUAUAUAAUGUGCGGCAAUGCGAGAUCUUCCUUCAGGUCAUUUUGUCAGAUAUAAUUACCUGUGCUCAAGAAGUGGAAAUGAUGAUAAAGCAGUUAGAAGCCCAGCUGGAACAAUUAAAAUUGACUGUAAAGUCAAAGACGGCUAUCCCGACAUCUCAAGUCUUUCCUAUCUUCAUUGCCCUUUCCAACCUGUGGACUAGCUUUCAAGAUGAAACUGUCUUGAUUAGCAUCCUUAGUAAUUUAACUACUCAUCUGGAGCCAUUCCUGGGGGCUCAUGACCUGUUCUUUCCUGAGAAAGUGAUGCAAGUUCUUCUUGAUGGAGUGACUGUGAAAACUGACGUGUGUAGAAUAAAAGAGCACAUAGAAGAUAAAGUAAAUGUGGCAGAUUUCAAAAAACUGGAGUGGCUUUUCCCAGAAACAACAGCCAAUUUUGAUAAAUUAUUGAUUCAGUAUCGGGGAUUUUGUGCUUACACUUUUGCUACAACAGAUGGUCUUCUCCUUCCAGGAAAUCCAUCAAUUGGAAUUUUGAAAUAUAAAGAUAAGUAUUAUACUUUCAAUACCAGAGAUGCUGCAUAUUCAUUUGCAGAAAAUCCUGAAAAUUACAUUGAUAUAAUUAGAGAAAAAGCCAAAAAAAAUGCAGAAUUGAUUCAGCUACUGGAACUUCAUCAACAGUUUGAAACCUUUAUUCAGUAUUCUCAGAUGAAAGAGGUUGACAAACGUUAUAUAAAACCAAUUACAAAAUGUGAAACUGGCACUCAGACGGAUACGCACUUGUUGCCACCAACAAUUGUGAGGUCGUAUGAGUGGAAUGAAUGGGAAUUAAGAAGAAAAGCUAUAAAAUUGGCCAAUUUGCGUCGGAAAGUUACUCACUCGGUACAGACUGAUCAUAGUCACAUGAGAAGAGAAAACUAUUCCCAGGUGUACCCUUCAAAGGAUGUUGGUACGCAGUCCAUGAGGGAGGGCAGCAGCCGAGUGCCCCGGCCCCAGAUUUACAUAGCUGGUCUCCGCGGGGGCCAAACUAAGACCACCUAUGGAGUCAAGGUGAACUUAACUAGAGCGGUUGAUGAAACCUAGUUAGAGACUGGGUUUUUAAUGUGGAUGCCACAACUGAUGAACAGUGGCAAGUAUUUAAGAGUAUGUUUGCAUCCGUGAAAAUUCACUGAUUUUUGGGGGGAGCUGGUACAUUCAUUGGUGUUAUGAAUGUCUUUGGAUUCUCAUUUAUAUGCACUGUCGAACUCCAACAAUAAAGGAAACAUUGUUUUCUGUAAUACAUUUUUCAUUCUAUUAAAAUUGAAAAGUAAAA